Cyprinus carpio (common carp) is the source of this 3337-nucleotide messenger RNA. RefSeq names its product LIM/homeobox protein Lhx2-like. Gene Ontology annotation, molecular function: RNA polymerase II transcription regulatory region sequence-specific DNA binding; DNA-binding transcription factor activity, RNA polymerase II-specific. Gene Ontology annotation, cellular component: nucleus. NCBI's taxonomy places the organism in Eukaryota, Metazoa, Chordata, Actinopteri, Cypriniformes, Cyprinidae. The record is from RefSeq and is a predicted model, not a curated record. Gene Ontology annotation, biological process: neuron differentiation; regulation of transcription by RNA polymerase II.
GGCAUACGAGUCGCCUGACACAGAAGGGAGUGUAGUAUGAAGCCUGGGCAUUGAUUGCAACAACGAAUUGCAAUAACAACUGUCUCAGCUGUAUGGCAGAUGGUCAGUAUGGAUGUGUGUGUUGUUAGGAGUGCUGUGACUGAGUCAGAGUCUACUGUAAUAUUUUGUUGAUUGAGUUGCCUACGGAGCCUCGUGAUGGGAAAUAAACUUAGAAUUAGGUUGCUGGUAGUGUUAUUGUAUUGUUCUUUCUUUCUUUUAGACACAUGUCCAUACACAAAUAAUAAUAAUAAAAAUAAUAGCUAUGUGUGUGUGUGUGUGUGUGUGUGUGUGUGUGUGUGUGUGUGUGUGUGUGUGUGUGUGUGUGUGUGUGCAUUUAUACAUUUUUACAUGAACAUUAUAUAAUAAAAGUCAUUUUAUUUUAGGCGCCUGGUAUAUUAUCCAUCUCUGACUGGGUGGCAAUUGUUUCUGUGAUAAUUUUAUUGUGUAAUACAGUUCGAGUCAGUAUCAGUAGCCUAUAUUGCAUUUUACUUGGGGUUGCACUGCUAAUAACUCCCUGUAUAUUUAGAGUUUGCUGUUUCAGAAUAGAAUAGAAUAGAAUAGAAUAGAAUAGAAUAGAAUAGAAUAGAACGCACGUGCUUGUUGCAACAUACAUUGUAUAAAGUGAAUAUGGAUAAGCUAUUUCUUGCUACUCCUAAAAAUGACUUUAAUUAGUUGCCUAUAAACACCGUAGUCAAGUUAAUUUAAUCAUAUUAACAUGAUUCAGGAAGGAUCCAUGAUUGAGGUGCAUGAGGGCUAAAAGCGGUUACCUUUAUCCCUAUAAGUAUAUAAAUACAUGAGUCCGAUGUAUUUAUUCAAAAGCCUUACUGAGUUGACAGACCUAAAAAAAAAAAAAAAAAAAAAACGGAAGACGGAUUUAGAGACAACUACUUCCAUGACUGAGGUGAUACUGAUGAAGACAGGCACGCGCACAGGCUGAAACCUUUGCCAACCCCAGCGCGCGCAGCAGCAUCCUCACUCGAUUCGGGAAUCGUUGCUGCAAACAAAGUUCCAGACUGCAUUUUAUUUAGACUCUUUUUUGAGGAGAUUUAGUUAUUUUUGGAAACGCUCUUUAAACAGCUAAGUCCAUAGUUUUACUUCAUUUACGUUUAUACCUUUAAAUGCAUUAGAUAGAUAGAUAGAUAGAUAGAUAGAUAGAUAGAUAGAUAGAUAGAUAGAUAGAUAGAUAGAUAGAUAGAUAGAUAGAUAGAUAGAUAGAUAGAUAGAGAGCACACAACCUCCUCUUUAGAGACAUCUCAUCAUUCCCCUGACCCAAAGGAGAUAAAAUAUAAACACCGCGGAGAGAAGGACCUCACUAUCAACAUGGAAGACAACGAAUCGUGCUGUGAGUGUGAGUCACCGGUGUGUGCGGGCUGUGGCGCGCUGAUCUCAGAUCGCUUCUACCUGCUCGCGGCAGACAGAAGGUGGCACGAGCGCUGUUUGAAAUGCACCGCGUGUCACGCUGACCUGGAAUCAGAGGUCUCGUGCUUCAGUAAACAAGGAGACGUUUACUGUAAGGAGGACUACUACAGUAGGAGGUUUUCCUCUCAAAGAUGUGCGCGGUGCCACCUGGGAAUCUCUGCCUCAGAGGUAGUGAUGCGCGCCGGGGAUCUGGUGUACCACUUGAGCUGCUUCUCCUGUGCCACCUGCGACAAAGUGCUGUUCACUGGAGAUCACUACGGGAUGAGAGAGAUGUCAGUGUAUUGCCGGGUACAUUUCGAGAAGAUCCUGCAGAGGGAAUGUCUUACAGAACUGUAUUAUUCAGAAAUGUCUCCAGGAGAGCCAAACCCUGAGAGCGGCACAUGCAGUGAAGGGACACCUGUGCACAGAGGACGGGCCUGGAAGAGGAAAAACUGUGAUGCAACAGACCAUGUUUCUUAUAAUUCAGAUGUGAGCGAUAUGGGUCUGGACUUGUCAGAGAGAGUGAGCUGUCAGAAGUCCAAACGCAUGAGAACGUCUUUCAAGCAUCACCAGCUGCGGAGCAUGCAGAACUUCUUCACCCACAACCACAAUCCAGAUGCCAAAGACCUCAAAGAGCUCGCCCAGAAAACCGGCCUCACCAAACGUGUGCUCCAGGUUUGGUUCCAGAAUGCCCGUGCAAAAUUCAGGAGAACCCAUCUGUAUCAGGAGAGCAUGGGAGUAGACAAUGUUUCUGACAAUUCCACCAUCAUGUCCCCAUCAGUGCCUUCACCUGAACUGUCCCACAGAUCUCUGAGCCCUGAGUUCCUCUAGCACUCUUAAAAAUAGUUGUUGAUUAUUAUUAUUAUAUUAUUUAUAAUAAUAAUUUUAGAUCUUUCAGGACUGAACUGAGCAGUGAACAGUGUAUUUGCACAUGCAUACAAUCACACACCCAUGCGCACACAGAGAAAAAUCAGAUGUGGUUACUUUUAUUUGAACUCUCUGAAUAAGAUUAACUAGGCUUAAAUAAAGUAUUCACAUUCUGAAAAUAAGUUGUUUGUUUAUUCAGCACUGGAGUGUGUGGCGUUGAUUAUUUUACUCUGGUGAGCGGUGUGUGUGUACUCGUGUGCUGUUUUCCUGUUUUCUUUGAGUGUGUGAGAGUUUGCGUGUGUAAAGUUUGUCCAGUUUAAUUAUCCUGAUCCCUGCUGAGGUGAUUGUGGUUUGCAUUGUGCAGUUACGAGCUGAGACUGAAGUCAGCUGCAGUGUUGGAGAGAUUGGCAGAGAUACGCGGUCACAGCAUCAAAAAAGAAAGAGAUCCGCUGCUAUCUUUCUUCCAUGACCACAUUUUUUAGCUGUUAAUGAAGUCUUAGUUUUGCAUUGCAGAACAUUUUUUCAGGAAUUUCUCUUUGUUAGAGGUUCUUUAAAAUUCUUCACAGUCGUUGAGUAAAGAAUUUCACCCGGAAGAUGGGAAGAGGAAGAGGAACGUUGAAAUAAUUAAGGAGUGUUGUUUGAAUUGGACUAUUUCUAUAUGCUGUACAAUUCAUGCUGGUGGUUGUGGUUCGACCAAAUGUUUACCAAGAGGAAGCACGUGUGUGUAUGUAUGGUUUACGCAUGUGUGCCUUUAUGGAUAGGAGAUUACAGGACAUGCUACUCUCAUUCCCACAGACCUAGGCUCUACAGACACUGACAUGGAAAACAAAUACGCACGUGAUUUAAGUGUAUCUUUGUUUUGUUUUUUUUGUUUUUUCAUUUUCUUAUUAUUUUAUUUAUCUUUUAUUUUAUCUUUUAUUUUUGCCCUUGCAUAUUUACUUUGGAAACUUCAAGACAUUAAACACUAAAUGUGUACUAAAGGGGAUAUUUUUCUGAUAUAUCUACACUAAUAUUCAACAGUAUGAGUUUUUUU